Messenger RNA from Musa acuminata subsp. malaccensis (wild Malaysian banana), 1215 nucleotides. Its product is annotated as CDP-diacylglycerol--glycerol-3-phosphate 3-phosphatidyltransferase 2. Lineage: Eukaryota; Viridiplantae; Streptophyta; Magnoliopsida; Zingiberales; Musaceae. Gene Ontology annotation, molecular function: CDP-diacylglycerol-glycerol-3-phosphate 3-phosphatidyltransferase activity. The record is from RefSeq and is a predicted model, not a curated record. Gene Ontology annotation, biological process: glycerophospholipid biosynthetic process. Gene Ontology annotation, cellular component: membrane; chloroplast envelope; mitochondrion.
ACUCGCACACGACUAACCGGACGGCCCAGGAAUAAAUCGCGCCUUCGCAACAGCAGGUCAGGGAGGGCACGGCGCGAUACACGGGCGCGAGUCUCGGUGGUUGUGGUGAUCGUGGAUGGCUCGUGCAAGAAAGAAGGCGGGUGGUGGGCCGGGAGAGACGAACCCCCGUGGCGACGCCGCAAGCGCCAUAGGUUCCCUUUACGAGUGCGGCGGCGGGAAAGUAGGCAUGCAGAUGAGUGGGCGAAAGCAAUCGCCGCCAUCGACGCCGCCGAUGCCGCAGAAUGGUCCAGGGAGGUUGUUCACUCUGCCGACGGUUCUCACCAUCGGCCGGGUCGCCGCCAUCCCCCUUUUCGUGAGCACUUUUUACAUGGAUGGUUGGUGGGGAGCAACUGCUACAACAAGCAUCUUUCUUCUCGCUGCAAUUACAGAUUGGCUAGAUGGUUAUAUUGCAAGAAAGAUGCGGCUUGAAACAGCAUUUGGUGCAUUUUUGGAUCCUGUCGCUGACAAGCUUAUGGUUGCUGCCACAUUGGUAUUGCUGUGCACUAAACCUUUUGAAUGUGCUAUAUUUGGGGAUGUUCCAUGGCUUUUGACGGCACCUUCAAUAACCAUCAUUGGUAGAGAGAUAACUAUGUCGGCAGUCAGAGAGUGGGCUGCAUCUCAGAAUAGUCUUGCUCUUGAGCAGGCUGUAGCAGUAAACAAAUUGGGGAAAUGGAAAGCAGCAACACAAAUGACUGCGCUAACUGCCCUUCUUGCUAGCAGAGAUCCCAGCAUGGCAGUGCCGAGUGUUUUAGCUUCUGGCAUAGGUCUGCUCUAUGUUUCAGCUGGCCUUGCCGUAUGGUCACUAGUCGUGUACACGAGGAAGAUAUGGACAGUAUCGCUCAAGUAAAUAGUUAAGAGGCUAAAUCUGCCACAAGCAUACAAAUAACAAUGUAGAUGAUGCACCGGCACUAUUCAUCCGUAGCUGUUUCAAAGCCGCUGCUACAGAUGGGAUAUAUGCAGAGAAGCAAGCUGAUUCAUCGCCAUUGAUAGAUAAGAACAUGUAUUAACAGAAACUGUGCAAGUAAGAUGGGCAUCGUUGGGUUGGCGGCCGGCCAAAUGGACAAAAUUCGCUCUAAGGUACACUGAAUGGGUUGUAUGUGACCUCAUACAAAGUAGAAAAUGUAGAUUGCUGAAGCUUUACCGUCCUACCUGUCUCAACAGAUCACAGCUUAUUGA